Larimichthys crocea (large yellow croaker) is the source of this 3523-nucleotide messenger RNA. RefSeq names its product moesin-like. Gene Ontology annotation, cellular component: cytoskeleton. Gene Ontology annotation, molecular function: actin binding. The coding region runs from base 645 to 2507 and encodes 620 amino acids. The transcript has 19 exons. The record is from RefSeq and is a predicted model, not a curated record. Lineage: Eukaryota; Metazoa; Chordata; Actinopteri; Sciaenidae.
UAUAAAUACGUACGUGUGCUGCCCCCUUGCCUGUCGUGCCGCCGUCGACCGCGAGAUGGCGGUAGUGACGCGCCGGCGGCAGGACGCGGCUCCGUGAGCGAACACUAAAAGAAGACAUGGAGGAGGAGGAAACACAAAUAAAGUUCUGCAGGACGAUGAUUUGUCUGCUCCGGAGUAAACAGCAGCAGCACCUGGAGUCUACAGAGGAGGAGAGGAGGAGGAGACACGGAGGGAGGGAGAGGAGCGAGUGUGAAGACAGGGACCAGUUUGCAGAGCAAACCUCGCCCAGUGUCAUAAUACAUCAAAGUCCUCAAGUCCAGCCUGUCCCGACACAACUCAUUUCAACGCUGAGACUUAAAAGUUUAGAGGAGAAGAUGAGACGGGCUGCUGCUGCUGCAGAGGUGGAGCUCCAUGACCCCGCUGUGUGCAGUGUGUGUGAGCAGGAACAAGCCUCACUGGCCUUGAAAACUUUUAUCAGGAGGAAGAAGACACAACUGCAGGUCCAGACACUGAAAAGGCAGACUAAACACACUUGAAGCAUGGAUGGGAACUGGUCCUCUUCCAUGAAGUCUGCCAUGAAGAAACACAAAUUAUCUGUUGUUUCUCCUUUACACUAGAGAGUGAGGUAUUGCAAGCAGUUUCAUAUGACUCCGCAGAGAAAAGGCUACUACAAGUACCUCUCUGAAGAAGUGUUUCGGCUACAUAUUAAGAAAAUACAAAUGUCAACUUCCCCACCAACCUCUUGCGAUUGGAUGCUCCUGGUUGAACAGAAAAAUAUAAAUGUCCGAGUUACAACCAUGGAUGCGGAGCUGGAAUUUGCCAUACUACCCAGCACAACUGGCAAACAGCUUUUUGACCAGAUAGUCAAGACAAUUGGUCUGAGGGAAACCUGGUUCUUUGGCCUCCAGUACAUGGACAGCAAAGGUUUCUCCACCUGGCUGAAACUCAACAAGAGGGUGACAGCUCAAGAUGUGAAGAGAGACAACCCUUUGUUGAUUAAGUUCAGGGCGAAGUUUUACCCUGAGGAUGUAGCCGAAGAACUGAUCCAAGAAACAACACAACGCCUCUUCUUUCUGCAGGUCAAAGAGAGCAUCCUAAAUGAUGACAUAUACUGUCCACCUGAGACUGCAGUGCUCUUGGCCUCAUAUGCAGUUCAGGUCAAACAUGGGGACUACAGGAAAGACUAUCACGUACCAGGAUACCUCACAAGAGAGAAGCUGCUGCCACAGCGGGUUUUGGAGCAACACAAGCUGAAUAAGAAUCAGUGGGAAGAAAGAAUCCAGGUGUGGCAUCAAGAGCACAAGGGAAUGCUGAGAGAAGAUGCCAUGGUGGAGUACUUGAAGAUAGCCCAGGAUCUGGAAAUGUACGGAGUCAACUACUUUAACAUCAAGAACAAGAAAGGAUCAGAGCUGUGGCUGGGAGUGGACGCACUGGGUCUGAACAUCUACGACAAAAAGGACAAAAUGACGCCAAAGAUUGGCUUCCCCUGGAGUGAGAUCAGAAAUAUUUCCUUCAAUGACAAGAAGUUCCUCAUCAAACCAAUCGACAGGAAAGCUCCGGACUUUGUAUUUUAUGUGCCUCGCCUUCGCAUCAACAAACGUAUCCUGGCCUUGUGUAUGGGGAAUCAUGACCUGUACAUGCGCAGACGUAAACCUGACACUAUUGAGGUGCAGCAGAUGAAGGCCCAAGCCAGGGAGGAGAAGAACAAGAGACAAAAGGAGAGGGCUCUGCUCGAAAGUGAGAAAAAAAAGCGAGAAAAUGCUGAGAAGGAAACAGAGAAGAUUGCUCGUGAGACCAUGGAGCUGAUGGAGAGAUUGAGACAGAUUGAAGAGCAGACAAAGAGAGCUCAAGAUGAGCUGGAGGAGCAGACCCGCAGGGCUCUUGGGUUGGAGAAAGAGAGGAAAAUUGCUCAGGAGGAGGCUGAGCGCCUAGACAAGGACCGCAGAGCUGCAGUGGAAGCUAAAGCAGCCCUGCUGCACCAAUCCGAAACCCAGAUCAAGAACCAGGAAAGCCUGGCCACUGAGCUGGCAGAGCUUACCUCUAAGAUCUCCCAGCUGGAAGACGCCAAGAAGAAAAAGGACGAGGAGGCAAAGAAAUGGCAGAAAAGGGCGACGAUUGUAGAAGCCGAUUUGGAGCGAACCAAAGCGGAGCUGAAGACUAAACUCAUGGGUGUCCACAUCCAGGAUUCAGUCAACUCUCAUAUGCAUGAGCAUGACGAGACAGAUGAGAGCAGCGCUGAGGCAAGCGCUGAGUUGACCUCUCCGGGCAUGGUACGAGAUCGUAGUGAGGAGGAAAGGGUAACAGAAGCCCAGAAAAACCAGAGGCUGCAGAAAAACCUCAAGUUUCUGAGUACUGAGCUGGCUGGAGCUGUAGACGAGAGCAAAAAGACCCCCAAUGACCUGAUCCAUGCGGAAAAUGUGAGGGCGGGCCGUGACAAAUACAAGACCCUACGUCAGAUUCGUCAGGGCAACACCAAACAACGCAUCGAUGAAUUUGAGUCCAUGUGAGAGGGAGAGAGAGAAAGAGAGAGAAGAUGCUGUCGUCUACUCUCUGAAGGCAAGAUAAGGAUAGACGAUGCAAUGGGACACAAUGAAAGAUUUUAGAAGCGUAGGUGCAGAUUAGUGCGUAGGUAGAAAAUUAACCUGACCUAACAAGAUGAAUAUGAUAGUAAAUUAUAUUGUUACCGUGCCUUUUGAUGGCUUUAAUGUCCAUGAUUUUAAUGCCAGUUUAUCUGGAAACAAAAAAAAUAACCAAAAAACACACAUUCACAUCCACUACAGUGUUGCAAACAGAUGAGAAAAACAUAUUAUCUGUGCUCUCAGUUAUGAAAUGUGUACACAUUAUUGCAGCCUCAUGAGCAUUGAUUAAUAAACACACUGACAUCUGUUAAGAAAAUGUUAAAUCCCCUAUUCUGUAUCACUGAAAUAAAAACACACAGAAGCACAGUCAGUGUGCUGCCUGUGCAUCACCUCCCCUAUAAGUGAGUAAGCAUCACCUUCAACGUGCCUAAUGAGGCAAACUGGUGCUCAGCAUAAAGCCAGAUGAGCUGCACUCAGAAAUAAAAAAGGUAAUUACCACCUACAAGUGAUGUUCAUCCAUCCACUAUAAAUAAACAGAAAUCUGAGAGGAAAAAAAAGACCCCAAUGUACAUAAUCCCAUCUCUGCACCUCUGACAUGUUACUGUCUCCACUCCUGCAAGAAACAACCAGCACAGCUCAAAUAAAACCGACAAUAACAUCCUUCUUUUUUUUUCAUGGCAUUACUCGAUAUUUGAAAGAAAUAAAGUUAAUCGGAAUGUGAUUGUUGUCCUGACAUCCCCGCCCACACACAUGGACAUGAACAUCCCUCCUAAAAUAUUUAUAAAAUAUAUAUUUCCAUCUUAUAAUAACACAUCUGUUAUCUUUACUAUCUUUGAGGUUGUUGUUGAGAUACGUGGCAGCGGUGUGUCAGGAAAUAAAAAUUACAGUAUAGACUGAUUUCAUUAUUUAAUUCUUGGUUUGUCCUCGCGAGACCUCGCUUUAGU